AUGUAAACAUCUUAAGUUUAUCAUAUAAUGAGUGACAAAUUUCACUCCAUAUAUAUGUCAAAUAUACAUGCAGCAGAACAGAUGAAUCUACUUCGAUCUAAAAAUUUAAGAACCAUUAUUUGUGUUGACAAGAGUCCCACUAAAUAUUAUACCGAUUUUGCAAAAUAUUACGUAAUUAUUUCAUUCGUAGUAUUUAGUAAGUAUUCUUACAAGACAAUAAAUCAACAAAAUAACUUAAAAAUAUAUGUGAAUUAAUCUAGAAUGGAUUAAAAUUAUCAUCAAUUCUAAUAAUCUGUAAUAAUGGAUUAUAAGGAGCACCAACUAUUGUAAUUGCUUAUCUCAUUAGUCGAGGCUGGAAAUAUGAAAAAGCAUUUUAUUAUGUUAAAGAAAAACAUAAUAUUAUAAAUCCAAGCCUGUAAUCUAAAAAACAAUUGAUUGAAUUUUAUGAGUCAAUCUCUAUUUAAUAACCUAAGGAAGAAGAAUUUACUAAAUUUACAUAGGUUCUUAAAGAGAUGUGGGAUAAUUAAACUUAUUUUGAAGAAUCACCAUACUUUGAAACUAUUACUGACUCUUUUCAAGAUGAUGGUAAUAAAACACCUGGGUUUAUAUCACCUACUAAUAUGAUUAAACGCAAUUCUAUAAGAAAACCUACUACUUCUCGUAAAAGUAGUAUGAUUAGAUGUACUUCUUGUAAUCAAAAUAAUGAUACCAAUGUAUAAUAUACUUUUCUAUUUUAGCUCAAUUAUUCAUUUCACUUUGAUGAAAUAAAUUAAUAAGAUUUAGAAUUAUAACAAGAAAUAUUGUCUCCAUAAUUCUUAUAAGUUUAAGAAAUUAAUGAAGAAUAAGAAGAAAAAUUAAUUAAAUUUAGAUCAAGAAGAAAAUUUAUAAGAAACAGAAGUGCAAAUCUUAAAAUUUGA
Molecule: messenger RNA, 917 nt
Organism: Paramecium sonneborni
Lineage: Eukaryota; Ciliophora; Oligohymenophorea; Peniculida; Parameciidae
Source: the annotation of a GenBank genome assembly